AUGGCCGGCCCUUCAAACCCGAAAGCUCGGGAUGCCGAUACCAAGAAGCGCAAGAGAGACCCCAGCGACAAGGACGGCCAGACGAAGCGCCUUCGGCAGAAAGGGAGCAAACCUGCGAAGAACGGCGAGGAAGACGCGGGAGACCUUCGCGAAAAUGCCUUGAACGUGCUUUCUCAGCUCCAGAAGAACCUCACGGACGACCAGAUCGAGACCGAGCUCGUCAACCUGGGCAACUCGGACGUCCAAGCGACUGGAUGGCAGGUUUCCUCGCCAAUGGGUGGCCGGAUGGCUGAUAUCGACCCAAUCUUUGCUGAGAAGGAAAAGUACCUGAUUGUUACUUACAACACCUCUCUGCAAAUCUACUCGGUGGCCGAAUCCCUCCUCAUUCGAAGAAUCUCCCUCCCAGUGGUUCAGAACACAUACGCCGACAGGGCUUCGUCGCCGACGAUCGUUGCGACAUGCCUUUCGCAAACCAACACCGAUUUUGUCUGGGUCGCCUGCUCCGACGGCAGAAUCUGGCGGGUCAACUGGAAGAGGGGGACCAAGGUCAGCGAAGAGUUCCACACCAGGUCGGAGACUGCGCUCGACAUGACAGUCGCAACGAUUGAGGGGCAAAAGAGCAACACGGAGGUCGUCUAUGUGUCCGAGACGUCGAAGCAGAACAAGGGCGAGAUCGUCGCGUACUCUGGUCCCGACUUCACGCAGCCAGCCUCUGAAGUCCUCUUCACGACGAAGCAGCUCAACCGGGAGAUUCACCUGCUGCGCGCGAGCACGGACGGAAAGAUCAUUGUCGGCGCUACGAAGGAAGGUCUCAUUGUCGGAACGGUCAAGUCCGAGGCGUCCAACACAAACCUCGGCCUCGAAUCCGAAUUCUUCACAUUCGACUCCACGGACAUCAUCUGCUCCCUCGACAUCAGAGUCACGAACAAGAAAGACAGCGCCGCUGUUGUCGAUUUGGUUGCCGGAGGUGCUCGAGGUGCCAUCUACUACUACAACGAUGUGCUCAACAAGCUGCAAAACCUCAAUGUGCCCAAGUCGAAACGGGAUAGCAUCCAGGCACGCAAGUACCACUGGCACAGGAGAGCGGUUCACAGCGUGAAGUGGUCCAAGGAUGGUCAUUACAUGGUCUCCGGUGGCUCAGAGAAUGUCCUCGUCUUGUGGCAGAUGGACACUGGCAAGAUGAACCAUCUCCCUCAUCUGUCCGGAAGCAUCGAGAACGUGGUCGUGUCGCCUUCGGGAUCAUCCUACGCUAUCCACCUCGACGAUAACUCUGCCAUGGUCCUGUCUACUGCGGAGAUGGCGCCAACAACCUACAUCUCUGGUAUUCAGUCAGCUGCUCGCUUCACCUCGACUCCGAAAGACCUGCUCGUCAAGCGUGUGUGGUCGGUCGCUGAUGACGUGCGACACCCUGUGCCCGCCGCUUUGAACCCUGCAGAGCCAUCAAGACUGUACGUAUGCACAGGCACUGGCCAGCAGGCAAUGAUGGCCGGCGAUCUGCAAUCCGCUCCUCUGCUGCAGUCGUUCGAUAUGGAGUCUUUCAGAAGCAUCUCCAAGCAGGCCCUGGCCAGGACCCAGCCCACAGAUGUCAACAUCACCUCCAAGGGAAACCCAAUCUCUGAACCGCGGAUCACGCAUGUUGCGUUUUCGCCAGACGGCAAUUGGCUGGCCACAGUUGAUGACUGGCAGCCGCCGAAACGCGAUCUCGAAAAGAUUGCCCCUGAGGCUCGCGAGCAAUUCAUCAAGUCGAGGCGCGAGAUCUACCUCAAGUUCUGGGCUGUUGGCGAGGGUGACGAGCCCUUCGCUCUCUCUUCCAGGGUAAACAGCCCCCACGUCACCACUAGGCCCGAGACUGUCCUCGCCCUCACGGCAGACCACACGUCAAAUAGGUUCGCAACUCUUGGAGACGAUGGAGUGGCCAGGAUAUGGCACUCCAGGGUGAGGCAGCACGACGGCGUCACUUCCACAGGCAACUCCGGCGAGGCGUUGCAAUCCUGGUCGUGUGGUGUUGCUGUUGCUCUUGGAAGCAACAUCGGCGCCGACGCUCUCGCAAUCACUGGAGAGAACGCCAACGAGCGCAGCGGUAGCCUCUGUUUCUCAGAGGAUGGCUCCACCCUCUUCGUCGCUUUCGGCAAUCGGAACGACGGCACCGUCUACGUUAUCGACACUCACACUGGCGAGAUCAGAUUAACGUUGCAGAACAUGUGGAAGGGACACAUCCGCCGCCUGCAGGUUCUCUCCCCUCACGUCAUCACCCUCUCCGACGAUCUGAGGGUAUACGACGUCGUCGCCGACGAGCUGCAGUACGGCAUUCAGCUGCCCAGCGGGCGCAACGCCGCCGUGACCAAGGAGUUCAGCCACUUGGCCAUCGACCGCAGAUCGCGAACCUUCGCCGUCGUAGUACCAGGCGGCCAAGCCUCUCAACUCGCCGUCAUGAGACCAGAAGAGCCCGAGCUGCUCUGCGUGAAGCGCAUUCCCCAUCGCGUCACUAGCCUGGUUUCGACCGGCAGCUCCUCCGGCUUCGUCGCCGUCGACGACGCAGCGCAACUCUGGACCAUCGCCGAGGCAUCGGACCCCGGAUCCGUUGCUCUGUCGAGACCUUUGGAGGACAUGCAGCUCGACGGCGAGCCCACCGCGGAGGAUGCGAUUAUCGAAGACGAAGAGGAAGUCGAAGACGAGGAGAUGGCUGUCGACGGGGCAGAUGAGCCGAGUGAAGAGAUGGAUCUGGACGAUGACGACGACCAGCCUGCCGUUAUCAACCGGCAGCGUUUGGCGGAUUUGUUCGAUGCGGCGCCGGCAUUCGCAAUGCCGUCUGUCGAGGACAUGUUUUACAAGGUAACAGGGAUGCUGGCGACAACGCCGCUGCACGCCUCGUCAUAG
This is a messenger RNA of Colletotrichum karsti, 2877 nucleotides long. RefSeq lists its product as uncharacterized. Bases 1 to 2877 code for a protein of 958 amino acids. Lineage: Eukaryota; Fungi; Ascomycota; Sordariomycetes; Glomerellales; Glomerellaceae. The record is from RefSeq and is a predicted model, not a curated record. Gene Ontology annotation, cellular component: nucleolus. Gene Ontology annotation, molecular function: RNA binding; protein binding. Gene Ontology annotation, biological process: positive regulation of rRNA processing; positive regulation of transcription by RNA polymerase I. The transcript has 3 exons.